GUUUUGUUUGCUUGAAUAUGAAAAAGAUUACUUGCUUGUUUAUGUCAGUUUCCUUUAAAACAAGAAUCCUACUUAAACUUCUCAUCAAGUAAUCAUCUCUCUCACUUAGAAAAGCACUCAAACAUUUCUCUCUUUAUUGUUUUCACGGUUACACCUAACUCUUUUAUUCUUUAGUUGCUACUCCAAUGUCUUACCACCACUAUGAAACCAACCCUCAUUUCGAUCAGUUUCCCUUUCAGGAUCAGCAUCCCGGUGAUCCUUCUAGCUCAUGGACCGCUCCACACCACGUACAGAUCCCACAGACUCACCCAAAUGCUCCACCUGGGGCAAAAAUAAAGACUCGAGGACGCCAUCAGACUGAGCCACCUGAACUAAUCCAUGAAUUGCCAUCUUCAAGACCUUUGCCAUUGAGACCAGAGGAACCGUUACCACCACGCCAUACUCCAAACUCUGCCAGGCCAUUGCUAUUGAGUCCUGAAGAGCAGCGACCUCAACACCGUGGCUAUGGAUCUGAACCAACUCCAUGGAGGACAGCUCCAACACGACCAGUGCAUCAACCACGUCCAAAGAGGACCAAGCCCAUAACAUUGCCGGCCACGAUAUGCUGUGCAAUUAUCCUGGUCGUCCUGGUUUUCACCGGUCUCAUCCUCCUCAUAGUCUACCUCGCCAAUCGUCCACGCACACCGUACUUUGACAUCUCAGCUGCAACCCUAAACACUGCCAAUCUCAACAUGGGCUAUGUUCUAAAUGGGGAUCUCGCUAUUGUGGUAAACUUCACAAACCCCAGCAAGAAAAGCAGUGUAGACUUCAGCUACGUGAUGUUCGAGCUCUACUUCUACAACACACUCAUAGCAACCGAACACAUCGAGCCAUUUAUUGUACCAAAGGGGAUGUCAAUGUUCACGAGCUUCCAUCUCGUCAGCAGUCAGGUACCGAUCCAGCAAAUUCAGAGUCAGGAGUUGCAGCUGCAGCUCGAGACUGGUCCAGUGUUGUUGAACCUGAGAGGAACAUUUCACGCUCGCUCGAACCUCGGGACUUUAAUGAGAUACUCUUAUUGGUUGCACACACGUUGCAGCAUCUCUUUGAAUACCCCUCCUACAGGGACUAUGCGAGCACGAAGAUGUAAUACAAAUCGCUAGCGAUUUGCAUAAUACUGACAAACUAUAUUGCUUCUUUUCUUGAUACAUUUGAUUAUAUAAUAUACUCAAACAGAUAAUUUUUGUAUGUUUUCAUA
This is a messenger RNA of Capsella rubella, 1234 nucleotides long. RefSeq lists its product as uncharacterized. Bases 186 to 1139 code for a protein of 317 amino acids. Lineage: Eukaryota; Viridiplantae; Streptophyta; Magnoliopsida; Brassicales; Brassicaceae. The record is from RefSeq and is a predicted model, not a curated record. The transcript has a single exon.